Funneliformis geosporum is the source of this 315-nucleotide messenger RNA. The record is from the annotation of a GenBank genome assembly. NCBI's taxonomy places the organism in Eukaryota, Fungi, Glomeromycota, Glomeromycetes, Glomerales, Glomeraceae.
AUGCUAAAGUUAUUUGUCAAAUUGAAAGUUGUGAAAAAAUACUUAAAUGCAAGUUAUCAGGAAGCAUUACAAAAAGAUGAUCAUAAUCUUAUUAGUAGUAUAAUUGAAGAAGAAAAUUCUAAGUCAUUUCCUUAUUCUAAACAAGAAUCAUUAACUAAAAAUGUGAUUGGAUUUGUUAUUGGUAUAAUGCAAUUUUUGAGUAUUAUAGAAGACAAAGAUUUUAUUAAAAUGAUUAAUGAAUUUGAUUUAUAUUAUAAGGUUCUUAUUUCAAAACUUUUAAAGAUCAAAUUUCAUCAGUAUAUGAAGCAAGAAUAG